Molecule: messenger RNA, 1148 nt
Organism: Soboliphyme baturini
Lineage: Eukaryota; Metazoa; Nematoda; Enoplea; Dioctophymatida; Soboliphymatidae
Source: the annotation of a GenBank genome assembly
AUGACGGCUGACGUGAAAACCGAGUGGAGGUACUUUAAGAUUGACUUUCUUCAGGCUGCCGCCGACUGUGAUGGUUCAAAAGAGAUUGAUCUGUUGCUAGUGGACAGGAGAAGUUCAGCGGGCAAUAACGCCAUUUUCAAAAGUGCCUUGGAAGUAAAAAGUCUUUACCGCAGCUUCGGUGUAAAGAAGAACGCAAGGCAGUGGUCAAAACAAAAACUCAUACCUGGGAAAAGUUCGGCGAUGUGCUACAAUUCAAUUGUUAGACGACAAACGAGCAUUUCUGGAAGACCGUCGCUGAGGUCGGGAACAGCUGGUUUCGAUAAUUUCCAGAACAACCAUUCGUAUGACAAAAUCAAGCUGAACUCCAAAAAUGACAAUUUUCUGCUUCCGCAGUAUUAUCCUAAUCCGGAAGCUGAUGGAGCCCCGAAUUUUCAUAAAAAUGGCAGUCGUCUGGAUAGUGGCUUUUCAUACGCGCAUGAAAAUGGCUAUGUUCCCACUUGGAAUGGUUCUCAGGGUUUUGCAGCUUAUCCAUCUUACUUCCAUGGUAAAAAUGUAUUCCCUCAAUAUUCCACUUUGCCGAAGUCUUUUUAUAGUGACAGGUUUGUUAUGGUUCCGGUGUUCUCCGAUGAACCAAAUGCAAAGGAUAUCAAAGCAGGAUGCGAACGUUCAAUGACUCUUCCUGAAGGAGGGUCAAAGCAGAUGGCAAAGGAAAGCGCGACUCUCAGAAGAGAGGCUGACCUCAUAGAUUCCUCCGCUAGUUCAGGCUCAGAAAAGAGGGUCUUACCCAACGGAAAAAGUUGCAAUCAGAAACUGCAGAUGAUUAAGAUAGACGAUGAAAAAGCCGCAGAACAGCAGUUCUGGAAGACAUUCCCGCGAAGGUCCGUACUUGAAGUCCUGUCUUACAUGCAUCUCACUCUUGGGCUUGCGUUGUUGAUUACUGGAGCCAUAAAAGUAACGUCACAUUCGUGGUGGACAGCGACGGCUGAGCUGACCGCUGCUAUCUUCGUCACGAUCAUGGGAAUCAUCGGUAUCAUUGGAUUUCGAGGUCGAAACCGAUGUUCCGCGAUAGCGUGCUUUAUUAUGAAUAUACUGGGCUGCAUAAUCAUUGUUUAUCCUUUCGCUUUCAGUAAGUUUAUUUUAAUUUGACA